Molecule: messenger RNA, 2150 nt
Organism: Medicago truncatula (barrel medic)
Lineage: Eukaryota; Viridiplantae; Streptophyta; Magnoliopsida; Fabales; Fabaceae
Product: GDP-L-galactose phosphorylase 1
Exons: 7
Coding region: 575-1861 (428 amino acids)
Biological process (GO): glucose metabolic process
Cellular component (GO): cytoplasm
Molecular function (GO): GDP-D-glucose phosphorylase activity
Source: RefSeq, a predicted model, not a curated record
CACCAAAACAAAACAAACAACACCAACCCUUUACUCCAAAAAAAUCAAUCGUUCUCUCACACCCCAAUUCCUAAUCUUGCUUCUCUUCUCCACAAAGCUCCCAAAUUUCCUCUCUUUUCACCGUUUCUUGAACUGGGUCGAAACCCUUUUCGUGUGUAGAACACUACAAUUUGUUUUUUGUGGGGCGUUGAAAACCCGAAAGGGUGUUGAAGAAUUGUAGAAAUCAUCACGGCUAUUCAAAGGGUUUCACGGUUUCUUUCUCAUGCCCGUCGUUGUUCACGACGUAAGGGUUGUGUGAUUGAGACCAACCCUUCGCCGCACGGCGGGCGUGGUGCUCUUCCUUCUGAAGGUGGUAGUCCUUCUGAUCUCCUCUUUCUUGCUGGUGGUGGUGUUCUUCUUUUUCUCUUUUAGGUUUUAGUUUUUUAGAUUUUUAGAUUAACUCAAUUAAAUUAAGAUCUCGUAAAAAAAAGAUUAGUUUUUGUUCUUGUUCCUCAAGUGGGUUGGUAGCUUUUGUUUUUAGUAGUUUUUGUUAUUUUGAUUUUGUUGAGAGAGGUUUAAUUGAGAGUUAGAGAAGAUGUUGAGUAUUAAGAGGGUUCCGACGGUUGUUUCGAAUUAUCAAAAGGAUGAGGAUGCUCCUGUUAAUGGUUGUGGACGAAAUUGUCUCAAGAGUUGUUGUAUUCAAGAGGCGAAGCUCCCUUUGUAUGGUUUCAAAAGGGGUGAGGCAAAGGACUUGUCUCCCAUUGCAUGCAAGGAACGCCCUGUGGCUUUUUUGGACUCAAUUAUUCUUGGACAGUGGGAGGAUCGCAUGCAGAGAGGGUUGUUCCGUUACGAUGUUACUGCCUGUGAAACCAAGGUGAUUCCGGGUGAGUAUGGUUUCAUUGCCCAGCUGAACGAGGGUCGUCACCUCAAGAAGAGACCAACUGAAUUCCGAGUUGACAAGGUUCUCCAGCCCUUUGAUGAAACCAAAUUCAAUUUCACUAAAGUUGGACAAGAAGAGAUCCUGUUUCAAUUCAAGUCUAGCAGUGACGGGGAAACCCAAUUCUUUCCCGACGCGCCAAUUGAUGUUGAGAAUUCUCCUAGCUUUGUUGCCAUCAAUGUUAGUCCUAUUGAAUAUGGGCAUGUGCUGCUGAUUCCUCGAAUUUUCGAGUGUUUGCCCCAAAGGAUUGAUCACGCGAACUUUUCGCUUGCACUUCACAUGGCAGCUGAAGCAGGAAAUCCAUAUUUCCGAUUGGGUUACAACAGCUUGGGGGCAUUCGCCACUAUUAACCAUCUUCACUUCCAGGCAUAUUAUUUGGCCCUGCCUUUUCCAAUUGAGAAGGCUUCUACUAAGAAAAUUGCCAAAUUAAAUGGUGGUGUGAAAGUAUCUAAAUUGUUGAACUAUCCCGUCAGAGGUCUUGUCUUUGAGGGUGGUCAUGCACUGGAUGAUUUAGCAAACACCGUUUCUGAAGCCUGUAUCUGCCUUCAACACAACAACAUACCUUACAAUGUACUUAUUUCUGACUGCGGAAGGCGAGUUUUUCUCUUACCACAGUGCUAUGCAGAGAAACAAGCUCUUGGAGAAGUGCGUGCUGAGCUUCUGGACACGCAAGUUAAUCCAGCUGUGUGGGAAAUCAGUGGACACAUGGUGUUAAAGAGGAAGAAGGACUUUGAUGAGGCAUCUGAAGCCAAUGCUCGGGAGCUUCUUGCUGAGGUUUCUCUCUCUAAAGAGAGGUUUGAAGAAGUCAAUGCUCUUAUUUUUCAAGCCAUUACAUCUGAAAAAAUCGAUGUCACACCUCAAUGUCUAGAGGAAGUUGAUGCAGUAAGCUCAAGCACUAAGCCUGCUAUGGUGCCUGGUUCGCAUGAAUGCCUUGUUCUUCAGUAACAAACAAGGCUGUGAUGAAUAAAUGCAUAGUGAUUUUAAUUUACUGUGGUUCUUUCUGUUAUAAACUUCAAGUCUGAAGUUUUAGUAUUAUGAUUGCUCCAAGAACUUGAUAGAAUAAGUGGCUUGUAUUUAAUAUCUAGUGGCUCUCUAUGAUGGUGCUUGAAUAUUAUGUUUCAUGGUCUAUUGAAAAAUAUGAUGUAAUAAUUGCUCUUUGGAGCUUUAGGUUGAACAUUGUUACCACCCUUUUGAAUUGUAUAAUAUAAUUUUAUUAGAACACCAGUAAAAAAAA